AUGGCUGCAGAGAGGCCGAAAUGGACAAGAAAGGAGCUGAAACGACAACAAGCCGAGCUCCAGCGGAAGGUGGCGCACACUCUGGAGGGAGGCUCUACAGGCUCUGCAAUUUCUUUGCUUCGCGAAGCGCUGCGGUCUGGCUGGCCGCUUCCAGCUUUGGAGCAGGCGUUGCAACGUCUGCUGCGAGGAGUUGUGUCUGCGAGGUUAGACCAGGUCUUGCAACUGUGCUUUGAGAUCCUGUCCUGCAGUGAGGAGUCCUUCAGCGAGGCUACUCUAUCGAUGCUUGUUGCGGAACUCGUGGAUGUAGGGAACUGGGAUGCCGCCGAAGCGAUUCUGCAGCAUGCCGUUUCCAUCAACCACGUGAAGAUGCGGACGCUGCAGCCGCUUUUGACAGCGUUGGCCGCAGCAGGUGACUCGAGUCGGCUUCAGAGAUUUUUCGAAGACUUGCUGCAUCCGGUGGUCUGUCGCCGGCAAGCGCGGCUCAACGGCACCGCAGUGGCGACGUUGCUCCGCGGCUUUGCUGACAAGCCGGCGCUGCAGGAGGAGGUGCUCACCUUGCUGUCAAAGACCGAACUCGAGAUGUCUAGCACGUGCUUGGACAAGAUCUCCGAGGCGCUGUCCUGUGAAGAGCUUCCGGGACUUCGUGGUGAAGUUGUGAUGCGCCCUCUUGGCCAGCUGCGGAGGCUUUCUCCGGAGGCAAGUCAUGUUGAUAUGGCCCGCAGGGGGGCUGCAGCGCUGCUGAAGCCGGAGACCUGCCGUCGACUGAGCGAAAGGCUGGAGGAUGGAGACGGCGUAGGCCCGACGUGCUUUGUGGAUGGGCCGAAUGCAGGAUACCGCGGCGCCGUGCAGCGACGUCAGGCUGCCGAAGGCAGUCGAGGAGGUGCCGGAGGCAAAAACUUCUCCCGGGAGGGAGACGUUGAGAUUAGCAACUUGCAUGCGGCAUACUUUCGGCACGACCAGAUCGAAGCCACCAUGCUGCAUUUGCGCCAGCUGGGCGAGGUUCCUUUGCUGGUAAUGCCGGAACGGUAUAUCUUUGCUGGUGAUGCGCGGGCACAGAAGGGGCCAAAGAAGCCUCUAAACUCAUUGGUGCAGAGCUGGCUGUCUGGCAACUCACUCUUCGUAGUGUCUGAUGACGAGCCUGAUGAUGCCGUUUGGAUGUUUGCAUCUCUGUAUGGGAAGACCGGGGAUAGGGGGCGAUAUAUCGUAACCAGGGAUAAGGCUGCAAACCACCGCGCAAGCAUCUGGGGCAUCGAUUUCGGUGACUCUCUUCAAGAUCUGGAGCUCGAGCGCUCGUUUCGUCGGUGGAGCGCCCUCUACUUGCGCUGGCACGCUUUGUCUUGGGACGGCUGCAACCAUUCUGGGGCUGUGACCGUUCGCAUCGACGGGAUGCCCCCGCUGUCCACGGAAAUCCAGCAGCAUGAGGGGAUCUGGUACAUCCCCGAAGCCACUGGCGCACGCUGGUUGCAGAUCUCUGAUGCAAAAAGAGGGCUCGAUCCAAAACCACCGAACCCUCCCGCCAAGCUCGGGACUGUCGAGCUUCUUCCCGGCACAUGCCCCCUCAUCCCGCCUCCACCCUCCCUCGCGGCUUUCUGGCGCGCUUAG
This is a messenger RNA of Symbiodinium necroappetens, 1602 nucleotides long. The record is from the annotation of a GenBank genome assembly. Lineage: Eukaryota; Dinophyceae; Suessiales; Symbiodiniaceae.